Molecule: messenger RNA, 3281 nt
Organism: Stegastes partitus (bicolor damselfish)
Lineage: Eukaryota; Metazoa; Chordata; Actinopteri; Pomacentridae
Product: procollagen-lysine, 2-oxoglutarate 5-dioxygenase 2
Exons: 21
Coding region: 388-2658 (756 amino acids)
Biological process (GO): peptidyl-lysine hydroxylation
Cellular component (GO): endoplasmic reticulum
Molecular function (GO): L-ascorbic acid binding; procollagen-lysine 5-dioxygenase activity; iron ion binding
Source: RefSeq, a predicted model, not a curated record
ACAGCUGUGCUCGGUCACACUUUCGCGCAGGACGUCCCUGUGUCAGGGGUGAAUAAGUUAUCUUUCCUCCUCCUCUGUCUCUCUCUGCAUACAGGCUUUUUUUUUUACCGGCAGCUGCAAUUAAGAAACCACGCCUGUUGCGCUUUAAUUUCUACUGAAUUGCCGCACUCAUACAACUCUACCCUGGAGCUAAACGAGCUGUCUCAAGGGGCCAACGACCUGCUGCUCGUCCAGAAACUAUUCACCCCCCUCUUUAAUUAUUUUAUUAUCGCGAGAGUGCGCAGUACGACCCUCCCGGGGGCUGAUCUUGACCACCGCUGCAGUUAAUAAUAACCCCGACGGUCAGCGAGCGCUUCUCUGGCCGGGAACGCGCACUGUAAAACAGCAAUGGAGUACCUCAAGUUUUGUUUUGUGUUUUCAUGCUGGAUCAAGUUUGCAAGUUCUGUCUAUUCUACUGAUGCUCCAAAGUCUCCUGCGCCCAUCCCUAAAGAAAAAUUGCUCGUCUUAACUGUCGCAACAGAAGAAACAGAUGGCUUCCGCCGCUUCAUGCAGUCUGCUAACUAUUUCAACUACACUGUGAAGGUGUUGGGAAUGGGAGAAGCGUGGAAGGGUGGUGACGUGGGCCGUUCUAUUGGUGGAGGGCAAAAAGUCAAACUACUGAAGAAGGCCAUGGAGGAUCUGGCUGACCAGGAGGAUCUUGUUGUCCUGUCUGUGGACAGCUAUGAUCUUAUCUUCGCUGGAGGACCAGAAGAGAUUCUCAGGAAGUUCCAACAAGCCAAUCACAAGGUGCUUUUUGCUGCAGAGGGACUGAUAUGGCCUGAUAAACGACUCGCUGACAAGUACCCGUCGGUCCGCAGUGGCAAGCGCUACCUCAACUCUGGAGGUAUAAUUGGCUACGCUCCGUACAUAAACAGAAUAGUUUCCCAGUGGAACCUCCACGACAAUGACGACGACCAGCUCUUCUACACUAAGAUAUACUUGGAUCCGUUACAGCGGGAAACUUUCAACAUGACUUUGGACCACAAGUGCCAGAUUUUCCAGAACUUGAAUGGAGCCGUUGAUGAAGUGCUUUUGAAGUUUGGAACGGGCCGAGUAAGAGUCAGAAACACAGCAUACGACUCUCUGCCAGUGGUUGUCCAUGGCAACGGAAACACCAAAAUGUACUUGAACUAUUUGGGCAACUAUGUCCCCAAUGCUUGGAACUAUGAACAUGGCUGUAGCCACUGUGAUGACGAUGUUGUGGAUUUGUCUCAGUUGAAAGAGUAUCCAAACGUGUUAGUCGGAGUGUUCAUCGAGCAGCCGACUCCAUUUCUUCCCGAAUUCUUCCAGCGGCUCCUGACCCUGGAUUAUCCCAAGGAUAAACUCAAAGUUUUUGUCCACAACAAUGAGGUUUACCACGAGAAGCACAUCCAGAGGUUCUGGGAGGAGAACAGGAAUGUGUUCGGCAGUUUCAAGGUUGUUGGGCCAGAAGAAAAUCUGAGCCAAGGAGAGGCCAGGAACAUGGGCAUGGACCUUUGCCGUAAGGACGCCACGUGCGACUACUACUUCAGCAUAGAUUCAGACGUCAUGCUCACCAACAGACAGACGGUGAAGCUCCUCAUUGAGCAAAACAGAAAAAUAAUUGGUCCCCUUGUCACUCGUCACAGCAAGCUGUGGUCCAACUUCUGGGGAGCCCUGAGUCUGGACGGUUAUUACGCUCGCUCGGAGGAUUAUGUUGACAUUGUGCAGCGAAAACGUGUGGGUGUGUGGAACAUUCCUUACAUGGCACAUGUAUACCUUGUCAAGGGAAGUGUUUUAAGGAAUGAGCUGAAAGAAAGGAACUACUUUGUUCUGGAGAAACUGGACCCAGAUAUGGCUUUGUGUAGAAAUGCCAGAGAAAUGACCAGUCACAGAGAAAAAGACUCCCCUUCUCCGGAAUCAUUCCAUAUGCUCAGGCCCCCAAAGGGAGUCUUCAUGUACAUAACCAACCGUCACGACUUCGGGAGGCUCAUUUCCACAGCCAAUUAUAACAUUUCUCAUUACAACAACGACUUGUGGCAGAUAUUUGAAAACCCUGUGGACUGGAAGGAGAAAUACAUCCACCCAAACUACACGAGAAUUUUCACUGAGAACUUCCUGGAGCAGCCUUGUCCAGAUGUGUUCUGGUUCCCAGUCUUUUCAGAGAAGGCCUGUGAUGAAAUAGUUGAGGAGAUGGAGCACUACGGCUCAUGGUCGGGAGGCAAACAUGAGGACAAGCGAAUCGCCGGAGGCUACGAGACCGUGCCGACGGAUGACAUUCACAUGAAGCAAAUCGGGUUUGAUAAAGAGUGGCUGCACUUCAUCAGAGAGUUCAUAUCACCCGUCACGUUAAAAGUGUUCUCUGGCUAUUACACGAAGGGUUACGCUUUAAUGAACUUUGUGGUAAAAUAUACACCUGAGAGGCAGGCGUACCUGAGGCCCCACCACGACUCCUCCACCUUCACCAUCAACAUCGCCCUCAAUAACAAAGACUCAGACUUUCAGGGCGGAGGCUGCCGUUUCCACAGGUACAACUGCUCCAUAGAGUCACCCAGGAAAGGCUGGAGCUUCAUGCACCCGGGUCGACUGACUCACCUCCACGAAGGCCUCCCCACCACCAACGGCACCCGCUACAUCGCAGUGUCUUUCAUCGACCCUUGAACCACGUGAUAACAAUGUAAAAUAGUCUUUUGAACCGUGCUUUGCCUCUUCUUUUUUUUUUUCCCCCUCCCAAAGUGUUUGUUUAUGUCAUAUGUUGUUUUGUGCGCCAGAUGUUUUGCUGAUGCAUUUUUUUUUUUAAAGCAACUGCUUUAAAAGAAUAAUUAAUUGCAUUAAAAGAAUCUCUGUCAAACAGAGUGUAGAGCGGCGAGGGAAGUGACAAAUUAACAUUUAAGAUACACAAAUGAGGAAGAAAAAAACCACCCCUUUGAUCGCUAUUGUUUUUCAAAAACCAACAUCUUUCCAGGGAUUAUCCAUACUGUAGGUUGUCGUGCUUUUCCUAAUGCUGAUUUAACGUUGUCAUGGUAACCGUCCAUUCAUUCACACUGGGAGCUUCGCUAACAAAUAGCUGUAGCACGCGAGUGUGCAAGAUGGUCACUGUGUGUCGAACUGUGUUUCAGGUAAAAAUGUCACUGAACGCAUUGACGCGAUGCUUCAGAAACUACUACUGGUGCUCAUCAACAUUCCGCGUUACUGCAUUCGCCGUUCAUGCCAAUUAUUUAAAAGUGUUUAAGAGUUGUUGUUGUUUUUUUUUUUUUUUUUCUACCCUGAAAGGAUUUAUUCAG